Molecule: messenger RNA, 1299 nt
Organism: Stereum hirsutum FP-91666 SS1
Lineage: Eukaryota; Fungi; Basidiomycota; Agaricomycetes; Russulales; Stereaceae
Exons: 2
Coding region: 1-1299 (432 amino acids)
Biological process (GO): autophagy; COPII vesicle coat assembly; Golgi organization
Cellular component (GO): endoplasmic reticulum exit site; ER to Golgi transport vesicle membrane
Source: RefSeq, a predicted model, not a curated record
AUGUCUAGAGUCUCGUCCCCAAGCUCAAUAUCCUCUCAGGCUGUGCCAAUCCCUAAUCCAUACGCGCCAAGCUCUGGUCCACGGCAGCGGUCGAUGUCAAAUGGAUCGGCAUAUUCCUCGUUCUCAGCAACUGCCCAUAGUCCUUACGGUAGCUUUGCGUCCCGGUCGAACCUCGCGGAAGCAUCCCAUGUCUCGUCUAUGUAUGAUCACCCGACUUCCAAUGGAGGACUAGAUGUGUCGUCUUCUUCGGUACAGACCUUGACUGCCCCUGUUUACACGGCCUAUGCACCAUCGCCCUCACUUCUAGGAACCAACGAUCCAUUAGGCCGCAUCGCAGGACGUGCGCCUUUGAUCAGCUUCGGGUGCGGGGGUAGAUUAGUGACGUGCUUCCACGGUUCUUCCACUCUGAACACCGGCUUCGAUGUCGCCUUGUCUUCACGGCAAACCACAGGUGUUACGGUCAGGCCUUUGCAUCAGAUCAUACCAGAGUCUGCUCUUGGAAACUCGACGGCCUCGUUCCCUGGUCCAUUAUUCUGCGAUCCCGGCUCUCCAACGGCAACCUUGGCCAUCCGCCCCGGAGCGUCCGCACAGACGAAGGUCAACAAGGCCCGCGUGACCAAAUAUCUUGAAGAUCGUGCAGAGGAGAUGUCUCGCGGACUUGGCUAUCUCACGCAGGGUAGUGCUGAACGGAAGGAGGCCGAGGGGAAGUUGGUAUUGAUGAAGCUUUUGAGGAUCAUGGUAGAGAAUGACGGUCGCUUGGCUGGCAGCCCCGAUAUCGAGCAGUCUGUACGAGUAGCACUUGUCAGUCGGCUCGCCAACUCCGCUCUCAAUGCCUCUGCGAGCGGCGGAGGGUCUACGACCUCAGCGCUUUUCGCGGGGCCUGGAUCAGAAGGCUUGCCUGUUGCCUCAGACCUCGCUUAUCCCUCGCUCGGCCUUCCUGCUGCCGUGGAUCCCAGCGAUACGAUUCUGGCCACUCAUACCGUGAAGGCAUCGUCUUUGGACAAAAUACAAGACUUCCUAAUUCGGGGAGAUCGUCGCCAGGCUUAUCACUACGCUCUUGAUCAACGGUUGUGGGCGCACGCUAUGGUCAUCGCGAGCAGCAUUGACAAGGAUGCUUGGAAGGAGGUUGUCACGGAGUUUAUCAAGAGCGAAGUCGGGAGUACGGGAAGUGCACCGCUGGCUGCUCGUGGUAAAGAUGCGCCUACGACGGCCAUCAGUGGGCGCGAAAGUCUCAAAGUGGCAUACAGUCUCUUUGCUGGCCAAGGAGCAGCAGCUGGUACGUUCCCUGUCCUUGAUUAA